Messenger RNA from Physcomitrium patens, 3137 nucleotides. RefSeq lists its product as uncharacterized. Gene Ontology annotation, biological process: rRNA processing. The record is from RefSeq and is a predicted model, not a curated record. Gene Ontology annotation, cellular component: nucleus; preribosome, small subunit precursor. NCBI's taxonomy places the organism in Eukaryota, Viridiplantae, Streptophyta, Bryopsida, Funariales, Funariaceae.
UGUUUCAUGAUUGUACUUCAAACGUUAUCAGUUGUAAAACACUAUAUUCUAAUGUCAACCAAUUCACUAUUAAUGGUUCUCUUAGAUUCGCGAAUGACGAUCCUGUUUUGUGUGUUCUGAAGUCAGUGUUAUUUAAACCCUAUCUGUCGCGUCCAGAUCCUCAAUCCCCUUGCUGUGUACUUGCUAUGUUUAGAGAGACUUUCGUAGGUGCACCAUUGUGGCUUUGCAAGUUACUAGGUAGGAAAGCUUUAGACAGAAAUUGGGUUAAUUUAUUGCCCUAUGGCUCAGAUCAUCCUAGUUCCCGGGUAUCAUUCUAGGACUUAACUGCCAACUAUUAGCGAGCUUAAGGCUUGGAGAGUGGUAAAAAUGGUGGUUAUAAGUUUCGAGGGUUAUCGAACUUCCGAUGGGCGGGGGGGUUUAACCCAGUGUUUAAACAAAGUAGCUGUAUAGUUCCAUUUCUUGACAGUUUUGCAUGGGUUUCGGAGCAAUAUCAAGUUCCACUUAUUUUAAGCGGUUGAUAUCUGUGCUGUCUUCUAAAUUUCUGUUGUCUGUGCUCCUUGGCGUCAAAUUCUCAAUGGGUGCAAAUUCAAAACUACAACCCAGAAUCUGGCGUUUAAUCCUCAUGCUUCUUUCGGAACGUGGUCGGACAAUUAUGACGCACAAAAUGUCGUCAAGCUAGCAUUUCUGUGACUUCUUGAUGUUAAGUGUUGCAAUCUUGCGUUACCCGUGCCAGUGAAUUUCUGGUUACCAGGUUCACUGAUUUAUUCGAGGGUUACUUCGCAAGUUCUAUGUAUCACAAAUUCACGUUUGAUUUCGCUCGCUUUCUUGGCUUUUGCUAUUGAAGGUCUUGAGACAAGUUCUAUAUGGACAAUAUACUACUUUCUCCCAGUUGCCCUUUGUUCUUAUUUUAUUAAGGCGCCUCGUCAUAGGGUACGUAUGUGCUACUUAGGCGUCCUUGUACUGAUCGAUGGAUCUUCUUCACAGGAUGCACUAUUCACCUGCAAUUGGUGAAGGGUUUCUUUGUCUUGUUUUUCAAAUUAUCGCGGGUGUUGGUGAGGAUGAGCUGAAGAAAAUAUGGAAAGGCUUGUUUUAUUGCUUAUGGCACUCCGACAAGGUACAUGUGCAAGCAGAUCUCAUUAAUAAGUUAGCAGGCAUUCUUGAAAGCUUGGAUGCGGAUACAGCUCUGGCGUUCUUCGAGGUUUUCCUCACUACUAUGCGACGGGAGUGGAAUGGAAUCGAUUCGCUUAGGCUGGACAAGUUUUAUCGCCUCUUGAGACAAGUUUUGGUUAAAGUCUUUGCAAUUCUUCAAAGGAGCAACUGGGAUAAGAAAUCUGUCAGGAAAUUCAUGAAUUCUUUGGUUGAAAGAUCACUUCUUGCCAACGAUAAACAUCCAGCUUUGGGCGUGAACCUGCACCUAGUAGACAUCUUUCUACCCGUUCUUCGGAAGUUUCACCCUUUAGAUGCUGACACCUUCAGUCUGAUGCUGCAGCCAUGCUAUGCUACUCUUGGCAGUGCUCCUGAUAAAUCUUUGAUGAAGAGAGUUAAAGAGGGUGUCUUUAUGCCUCUCUUGGAAGAAGCUGUGACUUUUGUGAAAAAUACUCAAUGUGGUAAUGAAGUUGAUGAGAACAGCUUCGGACCACAUGUCGUGUCACUGUCUCUAAGUGCACGCAUUUUCGAACUAGCUUCGUCUGAGACCACUCCUCAAGCUAAUCGCAAGGUUUUUUACGAAAUCCAUGCGGAAUGUACCAAGGUGGACCAGUUGGUUGCUUUUGCAGGUAUUGAUUUGAAUUUCAAGAAGAUUAAGGAUAGCUCUAGCCCUGACUUGAGGAUGGGUGAAGUAGUCGUCAACAGUGCGACCAGGCAAUCGGCAAGACAGAUCGGUGAAAGGUCCAAGAGGGCUUCGGAGAUUUCAGAGAUUGGUGUGGAAAGAAAGAUGAAGAAAAUCAAGGAUGUUCCAAUCCCAACUGCUCAGUCGUCUCACCCUCAGGCAAUUGAACCUGAAGCCUUGAACGUAAAAACCGAGAAAAAUACAAAAAAGCGGACGCUGAAACAGGCUAAGUCAAGGAAUGACAAAGAAAUGGCAAGGGACGCAGGCGGCGAAGCAGCGGAACUAAUUGAUGCUGAAGAUGUCGACUAUAAUCUGAGUUAUGAACAAAUUAAGAAGGUCGAUGUGAAGGAAAUGAAAGCGGCAAAACUGGAAGCCCUUGUUGAGAUUGCUCCAGUCGAAGCUUCCAGCAAAAACAAGAGAAAGGGAAAGAAGAGUAUGGGAAAGGAGAAGGGUAAUCAUGUGCUAGCAGGAGUCGAAACAGACAGGUCACUGGAGCUCCCCGAGCAGAAUUUUGUUGCUAGUGGAGUUAAAGUCGCAAAAGAUGGUUUAAAAGCGCAGCUAGGGGAUACCAAAAGUUCAACUGCUCAGUUUCUUGUGGGAGCUGGAAUGUUAUCGGGGAUGAGAGAUGCGGAUUCAAUGAUGAAUCUCUGUGUGAAAGAUUCUGUAAUAUCGAACCUGGAGCAGAAGUUUGCUUCUAUAGCUGCGGAGUCGGAUCAAGCGGCUGCUUCUAACGAUUCGUCUAGAGAACCGAUCUCUACUGGAUUUGUAGGUAAGAAGAAGCGGAAAGGACCGAAAGCUGCCAAAGUAGCGGAGUCCUUGUUAAGUGCGAACAGUCUUUGUCCAGCACAGUCCUCGAAGUCAAAUGGAGUAGAUCAGAUGUCAGAAUCCAAUUCAACAAAGAAGAAAGUUAAAUUUGUUCUGAAAAAUAACAUAGUAUGGAAGCCAAACAAUCCUCUUCCCCCCCAAUCAAUGCGAACUCCACCAUCAGCUACUCCAAGAGGCAGUGCAUUGAAGAAGGGUGUGCCAGCAGGGCCAAUUCGAGUGGUAUCAUCACGAAAGACUAGUUCAGCCUUCAAGCGACGGUCUCCCAGCCAAACAUUGUCCAUCACGAACCAGAGGUCGGCAAGGUCACGGAAAAGUUUAUCUAAAGGCCCGCGGCUAGCAAGGCGAGUUCGUAAAUCACCAGUGUCUUUGUAGUGGUUAGUGUCCUUAGCUUAGUGGAACUUGUGAAAUUGCCGACAUUUGUAUACAUUCUUUGGGUUGGUUUAGGGUUUUUAAUUUGAAGGAAUUUGCAUUUCUUUGCUUCUAA